AGAUUGAGGAUGAAGCUUUCCGGUCGGGUGGAAGGAGGUGACAUCAGGAGCGGUGGGGGGCGGAGGCCUCCCGUAGCCCUGGGGACGUUGUAUCUGUGGGCCCUUGGAUCACGUCACAAGUCAGUGACUGAGCCUUGGCGGUGGUGGCGAAGGCGGCAGCGGCGGCGACAGCUCUGGGGUCUGCGUCUCGGGGUGUGUCGGCCGCCGCUGCUGCUCGGACCUGUUAUGUACAGAUGGCUGGUUAGGGUUCUCGGCACCAUUUUCCGUUUCUGCGACCGGUCCGUGCCCCCUGCCCGGGGCCUCCUGAAGAGGCGGCGCUCGAACAGCACUCUGUUUUCUACAGUGGACACUGAUGAAAUACCAGCCAAAAGACCAAGAUUAGAUUGCUUUUUUCACCAAGUGAAAAACAGUCUCUACAAUGUUGCCAGCUUAUUUGGAUUCCCAUUCCAGCUGACCACAAAGCUCAUGGUAACUUCUGCUUGUAAUGGAACACGGAAUGUGGCCCCUUCAGGAGAGGUACUUUCGAACUCUUCAUCUCGUGAACUGACAGGUUCUGGAUCCUGGAACAACAUGCUGAAACUGGGUAAUAAAUCUCCUAAUGGAAUAAGUGACUAUCCAAAGAUCCGAGUGACAGUAACGCGUGAUCAGCCACGCAGGGUCCUUCCUUCCUUUGGUUUUACUUUGAACUCUGAAGGCUGUAAUAGAAGACCAGGGGGCCGUCGCCACAGCAAAGGCAAUCCAGAGAGUUCCUUAACGUGGAAACCUCAGGAACAGGCUGUAACAGAGAUGAUUUCUGAAGAGGGUGGCAAGGGUCUGAGGCGUCCCCGUUGUACUGUGGAGGAGGGUGUUCAAAAAGAGGAGAGAGAGAGGUACCAAAGGUUAUUGGAGCGACUUAAAGAAGGUGGUCAUGGAAACUCUGUCCCUCCUGUAACUUCAAAUCAUCACAGUUCUCAAAGAAGUCAGAUGGACCCAUUAAAGACCAAAGGCUGGGGGGAAGAGCAAAAUCACGGAGUCAGAACAACUCAGUUUGUUCCAAAACAAUAUAGAGUUGUUGAAACAAGGGGACUUCUAUGUCCAAUGAGAAGUGAAAAGAGGUGUUCAAAGGGGAAAUUUUCUGAUACGGAGAAGACAUUUGGAAUCAGACUUGAAAAUGAAAAUAGGAGGGGACACCAGCUGGAGCCUGAUCUAUCAGAAGAAGUGUCAGCCCGACUCCGCCUGGGCAGUGGAAGCAAUGGCUUACUCAGGAGGAAAAUGUCAAUACUUGAGACAAAGGAAAAGAAUUGCUUAGGCAAAGACAGGGACAGAAGAAUGGAUGAUCUCCUUGAACUUACAGAGGACAUGGAAAAGGAAAUCAGUAAUGCCCUAGGCCAUGGCCCACAGGAUGAGAUCCUAAGUAGUGCUUUCAAAUUGCGAAUUACUCGAGGAGAUAUCCAGACCUUAAAGAAUUAUCACUGGCUCAAUGAUGAAGUCAUUAAUUUUUACAUGAAUCUUCUGGUGGAAAGAAAUAAAAAGCAAGGCUAUCCAGCACUUCAUGUGUUUAGUACUUUCUUCUAUCCUAAAUUAAAGUCUGGGGGUUAUCAAGCAGUGAAAAGAUGGACCAAAGGGGUAAAUCUCUUUGAACAAGAACUUAUUCUGGUGCCUAUUCAUCGGAAGGUACAUUGGAGCCUGGUGGUGAUAGACCUAAGAAAAAAGUGUCUUAAAUAUCUGGAUUCUAUGGGACAAAAAGGCCACAGGAUCUGUGAGAUUCUCCUUCAGUAUUUACAGGAUGAAAGUAAGGCCAAAAGAAAUAUUGACCUGAAUCUUUUAGAGUGGACCCAGUAUAGCAUGAAACCACAUGAGAUUCCUCAACAGUUGAAUGGGAGUGAUUGUGGAAUGUUUACUUGUAAAUAUGCAGAUUAUAUUUCUAGGGACAAACCUAUCACAUUUACGCAGCACCAGAUGCCUCUCUUCCGGAAGAAGAUGGUGUGGGAAAUCCUUCAUCAGCAGUUGCUGUGAGAAUGUCCUGCCUGGUCCCUCUAGCUGCUGGUGGUUCUUUCACAGAUGUUUCCAUAUACCUCAUGCAUUGUGGGUUAAAAAGUCCCUGCAUCACUUCUGUUCUCUCACAGGUACUGAGCUGUCAAAAGUGCGUGAAGGUCUCACUGCACCCUCCUCCUGACUUGGGGUGCAGAGGGCUGCUUGCAACCCUGUUUGUAAGGCUGUGCCUGCUCAGAGACCUGGACUAUUCAACCCACACAAGAACAAACGCUAAUUACUACUUUUUUUUUUGAAGAUUUUUUUCCCUAUGAAUGUGGGAAAUGCAGGAUUUAUUUUGUGAAUUUUUUUUCUGUGUAUUGUUCACUCAUUCAUUUGCAAAUAUAAUGGGCAGUGGCCAUUGUCAGCUGCUCUUUUAUAGUUAACUCUAAAUUACUUGUUUGAAUAUUUAUUUCUAAAAGGAAUGUUACUUAAGCUGCCACUCCCCGCUGAAGACCAGGAGGGAAAUCAUUGGGGGAGGAGGAAAUGUUAAUUAACUUCUCUAAUGCUGGAGCAGUAACUGCCAACUUGAAGCUGGAGGGUUUUUGUUUUUUGAGGCUUGAAAAUGCCGGGAGAAAUGAAAAUGCUGUGGUAUAGGGCUCUGGUUGCCUUUCAGAGGAAGUUUGACACUACAGCAUUGGCACAAUGUUAUGGAAAAGUGGAACUGUGGCCAAGGAACUCUGGCUAUCCAAGCGUCUUCAGAAGAGUGUCGUGGUCAUCUUAAAGAGACUUCCCUUUCUGGAAAUAAGGUGACUUGGCUUACUCUUGAAACUGGAUUCGAAGUAACUGUAAACCCUAAAUCUUUAUUUUCAUCCCAGAUCUGGUUGAGUAUAAACCUCAGAAUUGUAAGGGCUGGCCUGAGCUGUUUAUUUCAGAAGAUACUAUUCAACUUAAAGCUAUUUUUCCUCAAAGUUUUUUUUCUUCUAUAUAUUAAGGCAAAAUUAAGUUUUAUAUUCAUUAAAAUUAUCCCCUCACUCCACCCCCACUAAAAUUUGUGGAAGAAAAUUUAGUACUUGGCUCUGAGGUUGUCAGUUAUACAGUAAUCUAUUUUGCAUAUGAAAGUUUGUAUUUAACUUUUUUGUUCAUUAAAAAUCUUACAGAUGUGGUUAUGCAUUUUUGAUUUCAGAAAGUUUAGAGUUGGUCAGAACAUAUUUUGCAAGAUCUAGUGCCUAGUGUUGCUUUUCUGAUGUAAUAAAAGGUCAUCUGGCAGAACCUGAAAA
Messenger RNA from Galeopterus variegatus (Sunda flying lemur), 3230 nucleotides. RefSeq names its product SUMO1/sentrin/SMT3 specific peptidase 2 (gene SENP2). Lineage: Eukaryota; Metazoa; Chordata; Mammalia; Dermoptera; Cynocephalidae. The record is from RefSeq and is a predicted model, not a curated record. Gene Ontology annotation, molecular function: deSUMOylase activity. The transcript is spliced from 17 exons. Gene Ontology annotation, biological process: protein desumoylation. Gene Ontology annotation, cellular component: nucleus. The coding region runs from base 10 to 1995 and encodes 661 amino acids.